AAGAGGAGAAGCUCGGGCUCGCGGUGCGCAUUUUGUGCUUUAUCUGUCCGUCAUACAGAUCGCACGACCGCGGUGUUCCGAUAUACACGCUACUAUUCCCCUCUUUCUCUUUCUCGCGACAUUCAUUUCCUGUUGCAUUGCAUAAUUGCACGUUAUUAGGCUGUACUCGUGUGUUUGCUUCCGUCACACGUCUUGGACGGAACUUCUCGACAAGUUGAAUUCUCUUGCUGCGCAGCGGCGUAUAACACGCAGGGUGUCCCAACGCACAUGGGUCAAUGCUCGUAAAAAGGGUCCAAAGAUGCCGUUAUCAGAGUUCCGCAAGAAAAAAUUACUUUUCGUUUUCAACGCUUUCUUUGUGCUUAAUGGACGAAAGGCUCGUGGACGCAUUUCAAUAUGUUAAUCAAAGUGGCACCAUCGAUAUAAAAGAUUUUGAUCUUGCAGUACAACGAAUCUGCAACUCCAGGCAUUGGAAACCAGACGAUGCCACGUCGCAACACAUUAAAGACACUUUAACAAAAGUUUGGGAAGGAUUAAAACAACGAGCCGAUGCCGAUCAAGAUGGACAGAUCAGUCGAGAUGAAUGGUAUUCGAUGUGGGAGGAAUAUGCCAAAGAUCCAACACACGCCCUCGAGUGGCAACAAACGUACAUGAACUUCAUGUUUGAUCUUGAAGAUUCUUCUGGUGACGGAUCGAUCGACGAGACUGAAUUCAGCAAAGUGUGUAGCAGUCACGGCGUCGAGGAGGCCGAGGCACGUGAGGCAUUUAAAAAAUUGGGGGUGGGCACAGAGGUAACUCGUGAGAAAUUCGCCGAUUUGUGGAAGCAAUAUUUCAGCUCUGACGACCCAAGCGUACCUGGAAACUUUAUAUUCGGAAAAACUUCUUUCUAAUUUUGCACCUCUGUAAAAUUGAAUAUACAUUAUAUAUAUAAUUUUAUGAAAUAUGUUUAUUUUAUGCAAAUGUAUGACUCAUUGAUAAGAUAGACGCAAUUUUGUAAUCUAAUAGUCAAAAUUCUAUUUUGUUUAUUCAUGUGAAAUUCAAGAGAUAUCAAGAUAAUGAAUAUAAUUAUAGUCAAACGGUUGAGAGAAUCUUACAUUAUACUCCGUACUCUAUAUUAUCGCUUUCUUAUAGUUGCAGUUACAACAUGUUUAAUUCUGAAGUGUUUGUAUGAAAAUAGUUGCAGUUACAACAUGUUUAAUUCUGAAGUGCUUGUAAGAAUAAAUUUUCACUUAAAUGCUAAUUCAAGUUCAUUAAAAUUUUUGUCAUUACAACUUUGAUAGCUUAAAAUACCAUUAAAUAGGAAUUAUAAAAAUAACAUUUAAUAAGAUUUUUUUUAGAAUAAA
Messenger RNA from Monomorium pharaonis (pharaoh ant), 1340 nucleotides. It is a transcript of the gene Scp2, whose product is annotated as calexcitin-2. The record is from RefSeq and is a predicted model, not a curated record. NCBI's taxonomy places the organism in Eukaryota, Metazoa, Arthropoda, Insecta, Hymenoptera, Formicidae. Bases 276 to 887 code for a protein of 203 amino acids. Gene Ontology annotation, molecular function: calcium ion binding. The transcript is spliced from 9 exons.